UAACGGCAUACACGGGGCUCUCCCUUUUCUUCAUGACAAAUCAAAUAUGACUUGUUAAUGUUAUUAUACUUGUAGCCAUCCUCCGUGAAGGCGAAAAACAAACCACAAUUAUUUUCACAAGAAUCGCCAACACAUCAGCUGUUUCCCACAGUUCCACAUUCCGGCGCACACGGGGAAUAUGAAGGCGAAAAACCGUGACCAAAGCUUGUCGGACUCCAGAGAACUGGACGGAUCCUAUGACCAGCUAACGGGUAACCCUUCUACCAGCCAAAGCAAAAAAACCAUAAAGCAGCGAUUCCUCAAGCUGCUGCCGUGCUGCAAGCCUUCGACUACCCCCUCAAUCAGUCAAAACAGCGUGGAAGAUGACUUUGAGCUAUCCACUGUGUGCCAUCGCCCUGAAAGCAUGGACAAGCUACAGGAGCAAACUAAGUUCACCAAAAAGGAGCUGCAAGUUCUCUACAGGGGCUUCAAAAAUGAGUGUCCAAGUGGUGUGGUCAAUGAGGAGAACUUUAAGAACAUUUACUCCCAGUUCUUUCCUCAGGGAGAUUCAAGUAUGUAUGCACAUUUCCUGUUUGAAGCCUUCGACACGAACAAGAACGGCUCAGUUAGUUUCGAGGACUUUGUAUUCGGCCUGUCUAUCAUCCUGAGAGGGACCAUUAAUGACCGGCUAAACUGGGCAUUCAACCUCUAUGACCUGAACAAGGAUGGUUGCAUCACCAAAGAGGAGAUGCUGGACAUCAUGAAGUCCAUAUAUGACAUGAUGGGGAAGUACACAUACCCCACUAUGCAGGACGAUGCCCCGAGAGAACAUGUGGAGAGCUUCUUCCAGAAAAUGGAUCGGAAUAAAGAUGGGGUGGUCACCAUAGAUGAGUUCAUCGAGUCAUGCAAAAAGGAUGAGAACAUCAUGCAGUCCAUGCAGCUGUUUGACAAUGUCAUCUAAACAUCUGGACCAGUGAGGACACUGGUGCCAGGGAGGGGUAUGUGUGUGUGCGCGUGGGUGUGGGUGUGUAAGAGGGAUCUGGAUUGAAGAGAGAGAAGGAGUUUGACUGUGUGUGUUGUGUGUGUGGCUGUCUCCUGACUUGCAAGCUUGCGCUCAUCUCUGUUGAGAGCUGAGUCCUGAGGACACAGAGAGGGCCCCCCUCCCUCUAACUGGACCCCCAGUGGCUUCCUCCGAGCAAGGAGUUUCCCCAGCGCCCAUUCUCAUCAUGCAGAACCUUAUGUUUUAUCCCAGAGACACAGAGAAAGCAAGCAAGCAGUGGACUCACAGCCACCUGCACACCUGACACCCCCCCUGCCUGUUUUAUUUGAAUUUUUCUUACUAUUGCUGAUGGAGGGACUAUCACAGCCUUGAACUCAGAAGGAGGAAGCUGUCCCUAAAACUUGAUCUCAGAUCACUUCUCCCCUUUUCUCCGUGAUGGCUGAGAUUUGGCAUUGUGAAUCUGAUCGUGCCUCUGUGCAUGUGGGUAACACCUUCCCUGAGCUGUAAGACUGCUCAUGUCCUGGCCAUAAAAAUAGAAAUGAAUCUACGGCCACCUGGUGGACGAGAGGGAAAAAGACACUUCCUGAGGGACCAACCAACAAAUUGGUGAGCCAAGCGAUCCUGUCUUACAGAUGGAGCUUCGAGCGCGCUCUUUUCCACAAGGAACUGAUUUCAAUAUCGCAUGAUGAUGUCACUUAUAUCUAAUUAUGUAUUUACAGAGAUACUCCAAAGUCUGCUCGUCUGUCUGCUGUCCUAGUCAUUCACAGGUGCCUCACCCUUUGUGUAUGUGUGCGUGCAUGUAUAACAGAAGGAGAUGUCAUCGAUCUUACAAAUGUAAGACUUUAGUGACACAACACCCACCUUCAUUCAUGGGAUUUUGGUAGAGUAAUUCCCGGCCUUCCAAAGUAUUACAGUCCUAACAGUAGUUGUCUAUUGACUGUUGUACACUUUCUAGCAUUCCCAGUGGUGUGAUAUUAGACAGUACAAUGUGGGGAUUGCACUAUAAUUUAAUGAGCCGUUUUGACCCUAGCAGCUUCUCUCAACCUGGGAAUGACAUACCACAGUUGUACUAGUCUAUGAAUAUACAUUCAAAGAAAAGUUUAUUAGAUUGCAGAUUGUAUUUGUGAACUUCUUGUAACUGAAAUGUCAUGUGGUUGUCACAGGUUCUACCACUUGAAAAACAGCAAUCUCCAAACCCUUUUUUCAUUAAAUCAGACUAUUCCAAUUUCAAAGAGGCAUAGAGUGUUUGUGUGUAGCAAGUGCAAGACAAGGUUUAAUAGUUUUAUUUUUCUAUGCCCUCCCCCUGUUUACCCCAUUUCCUACUCUCCCUUUCUCUGUAACACCAAAGAGAAGAUAUCAGUUAAAACGCUACAUAAGACCACUUAAGGUAAGAAAUUUAACCCACUUGUGGGUGGAGAGAGAGGGAGUUACUAUGUGUUAAGUUGGACAAGGGGCAAUCAGAAAUAAAAGGAGGUAGACUACAUGUGAUUUACCUGCAACUGUCAAGUGCAAUUUUAGGUUGUAAACCCGUACAUUAGGCUCCGAUUAAUUAUUUUUACAGCAAUUUGCAACCACUUAUUUGCUUCUUUUCACGCUAGAACUACACAGUGUAAGGCACUCGGGCCAUAAUUCAAUCAAUGGUAGUGUCUUAAAAGCUGAGACUAACAUGAAAUAGCAAUAAUGUUCUCUACCACAGUAACUCUCCACUCACCCAACCUCUCCUUCCUCUCAGAGCACACUAUAAGGGUGCACUAAGGCCCUGAUUAAAAUAUGCACUUCUAACCCUGCAAUUUCUUAUUUUUAUGUUUUGCAGUUUUUACAUUUAUAUUUUCUGGAAGAAUGGUUUGACUCUGAUUGUUCCUGCCCGCAGUUUUUAUGUUCUUUCCCCCCCAAAACACAAGGAAAACCUGUCUAUACCCGCAUGUACUGUGUCUAGAACAAUUAAAACCUACUAACCCGUGGUACUGACUGUCUAGCUAGCCUAAACUGGUUGCAUAACAUAUUCAAAUGUGUAUAUUUUGUACAGAGACAAUAAAA
Messenger RNA from Archocentrus centrarchus (flier cichlid), 3016 nucleotides. RefSeq names its product Kv channel-interacting protein 2. Lineage: Eukaryota; Metazoa; Chordata; Actinopteri; Cichliformes; Cichlidae. The record is from RefSeq and is a predicted model, not a curated record. Gene Ontology annotation, cellular component: voltage-gated potassium channel complex. The transcript has 9 exons. Bases 179 to 940 code for a protein of 253 amino acids. Gene Ontology annotation, molecular function: potassium channel regulator activity; calcium ion binding. Gene Ontology annotation, biological process: regulation of potassium ion transmembrane transport.